AUGGACUCCCGCGCGUCCAGCCCCCCGCUGUUCCGUACUGAGGAUCUCGAAGCUGCCUUCGCUCGUCUGUCGGACCCCUGGCCAGAACACGUCGCCAAUACCAGUACAUCCUUCGAGCGGGCCGAGGACGUCAAGCAGGAGCACAGUUAUACGGAGGCCGAUAGUUUAUACGCGGAGGAAAGUGAGAAUUAUGGUAUGAGACCUCCAUCUCCCCUCCCGUAUGUCGAAGAUCCCUUUGUGUACAUGGCGGCGUCGCCAGACCCGGAUCCCUCGCCUUCGGAAUGUCUUUCACCGAUCCUAAGCGGAUCCAGUUCCGGUGGUUCGUUUCCGCCGACCACCUCGCUGCCUUUCGCUCUCGAGGCACCGAGCAAUGUACUAUCGGCGAACUCGUCGGCCACGCUCCAACUCACUCCGGAGGAUGCGUUGGACGAGGAUGAUCUUGACGACGACGAGCUAGAUGAGUACAUUCUAAGCCCUAGCCAGGUACAUGCACGAUCUGUGGCUUUUGUAACUCUUCUGAACUCGGAGUCCUCCUCGUCUCCUUCCGUGACCGCUCAAAUGGGGGUGCUCGACCACACAAUCACUACGACGGAAUCCACCACUCCGCUUCUGGCGACUGUGUCUCCGUCCAGCGUCGAUGAUCAGCCUGAGAACAACCCCAAUGUCGAGUCUGUUCCCUUUAGGCACGGCAAGAAGCGGGGUCGUCAGCAAGUAGAAGAAGAGAACAAGGAAAACGAGGAGUCGCAGAUAUUCGGAACGGAGGAGCCCAUAGCGGGCCCGUCGACUCAGACAGCAUCCACCGACUUGGACCACCGGGCGCCCAAACGGGCAAAGCAGGCGCAGGUUCUCCAAUCGGUCGAAAUUCCGGACGGCAGCCCCGACCAGCCAUGCAGUCGCUAG
Messenger RNA from Trametes versicolor FP-101664 SS1, 900 nucleotides. RefSeq lists its product as uncharacterized. Lineage: Eukaryota; Fungi; Basidiomycota; Agaricomycetes; Polyporales; Polyporaceae. The record is from RefSeq and is a predicted model, not a curated record. The transcript is spliced from 3 exons. Bases 1 to 900 code for a protein of 299 amino acids.